This is a messenger RNA of Nomascus leucogenys (northern white-cheeked gibbon), 2364 nucleotides long. NCBI's taxonomy places the organism in Eukaryota, Metazoa, Chordata, Mammalia, Primates, Hylobatidae. The record is from RefSeq and is a predicted model, not a curated record.
ACAACGCCCCAUGUUGUGUGUGUGUGUGAAUUGGCCUAUGUGAAGCGAAUGUUGAUGUAAGAGGCAGGGUGCUCAGCUGCGGAUGGGUAACAGGGCGUGGGCUCGCACACUCACUUGCACCAGUGCCCAGAGAGGGGUUGCAGGCUGAGGAGCUGCCCAGAGCACCGCUCACACUCCCAGAGUACCUGAAGUCGGCAUUUCAAUGACAGAUGACAAGGGUCCCCAAAGGCUGAGCAGGUCCAGCUAUGGCUCCAUCUCCAGCCCGACCAGCCCGACCAGCCCAGGGUCACAGCAAGCACCUCCCAGAGAGACCUACCUGAGUGAGAAGAUCCCCAUCCCAGACACAAAACCGGGCACCUUCAGCCUGCGGAAGCUAUGGGCCUUCACGGGGCCUGGCUUCCUCAUGAGCAUUGCUUUCCUGGACCCAGGAAACAUCGAGUCGGAUCUUCAGGCUGGCGCCGUGGCGGGAUUCAAACUUCUCUGGGUGCUGUUCUGGGCCACGGUGUUGGGCUUGCUCUGCCAGCGACUGGCUGCACGUCUGGGCGUGGUGACAGGCAAGGACUUGGGCGAGGUCUGCCAUCUCUACUACCCUAAGGUGCCCCGCACCGUCCUCUGGCUGACCAUCGAGCUAGCCAUUGUGGGCUCUGACAUGCAGGAAGUCAUUGGCACGGCCAUUGCAUUCAAUCUGCUCUCAGCUGGACGAAUCCCACUCUGGGGUGGCGUCCUCAUCACCAUUGUGGACACCUUCUUCUUCCUCUUCCUCGAUAACUACGGGUUGCGGAAGCUGGAAGCUUUUUUUGGACUCCUUAUAACUAUUAUGGCCUUGACCUUUGGCUAUGAGUAUGUGGUGGCGCGUCCUGAGCAGGGAGCGCUUCUUCGGGGCCUGUUCCUGCCCUCGUGCCCGGGCUGCGGCCACCCCGAGCUGCUGCAGGCGGUGGGCAUUGUUGGCGCCAUCAUCAUGCCCCAUAACAUCUACCUGCACUCGGCCCUGGUCAAGUCUCGAGAGAUAGACCGGGCCCGCCGAGUGGACAUCAGAGAAGCCAACAUGUACUUCCUGAUUGAGGCCACCAUCGCCUUGUCCGUCUCCUUUAUCAUCAACCUCUUUGUCAUGGCUGUCUUUGGGCAGGCCUUCUACCAGCAAACCAACCAGGCUGCGUUCAACAUCUGUGCCAACAGCAGCCUCCACGACUACGCCAAGAUCUUCCCCAUGAACAACGCCACCGUGGCUGUGGACAUUUACCAGGGGGGCGUGAUCCUGGGCUGCCUGUUCGGCCCCGCGGCCCUCUACAUCUGGGCCAUAGGUCUCCUGGCGGCUGGGCAGAGUUCCACCAUGACGGGCACCUACGCGGGACAGUUUGUGAUGGAGGGCUUCCUGAGGCUUCGGUGGUCACGCUUCGCCCGCGUCCUCCUCACCCGCUCCUGCGCCAUCCUGCCCACCGUGCUUGUGGCUGUCUUCCGGGACCUGAGGGACUUGUCGGGCCUCAAUGAUCUGCUCAACGUGCUGCAGAGCCUGCUGCUUCCAUUCGCCGUGCUGCCCAUCCUCACGUUCACCAGCAUGCCCACCCUCAUGCAGGAGUUUGCCAAUGGCCUGCUGAGCAAGGUCGUCACCUCUUCCAUAAUGGCGUUAGUCUGCGCCAUCAACCUCUACUUCACGGUCAGCUACCUGCCCAGCCUGCCCCACCCUGCCUACUUCGGCCUUGCAGCCCUGCUGGCCGCAGCCUACCUGGGCCUCAGCACCUACCUGGUCUGGACCUGUUGCCUUGCCCAUGGAGCCACCUUUCUGGCCCACAGCUCCCACCACCACUUCCUGUAUGGGCUCCUUGAAGAGGACCAGAAAGGGGAGACCUCUGGCUAGGCCCACAACCGAGGCCUGGCUGGGAGUGGCAUGGAUGACGUGACUGGCCUGCUGGAUGUGGAGGGGGCGCGUGCAGGCAGCAGGAUGGAGUGGGACAGUUCCUGAGACCAGCCAACCUGGGGGCUUUAGGGACCUGCUGUUUCCUAGCACAGCCAUGUGAUUAACCUCUGGGUCUCAGUGUCCUCAUCUGUAAAAUGGAGACACCACCACCCUUGCCGUGGACCUUAAGCACUUUACCACAGUGCUUGGCACUUGGGACAAAAACAAACAAACAAACAAAAAACAUCUCAAAAGGUAUUUAUUGAGCACCUGCAGGCGUGACCUGACAGCCCAAGGGCGGGUGAGGUGAGGGCUUGGGGACUUGGGAGGGACACAGGCUCCAAACGAGCUUGAAAUACUGUCUGAUGAAUGUUAAAUUAUUUAUUUAUUUAUUUGAGACAGGGAAAGGGUCUCCCUCUGUCGCCCAGGCUGGAGUGCAGUGGCGCAAUCUUGACUCAUUGCAAUCUCCA